AUGCUCCUUGACAAGCAGUUGCAUUUCUACGCACGUGGGGUUCAAAACGAUACUACUGUAAUGCUAGCGUUCGAGCCCCGUCAAUCGUCAAAACUGUAUGAAGAUUAUUUUCCGGUUGUAUGGAAGGUGUUCACUUUCCGCAAGCAAGGUCAUCCUAAGAAAACAGUCCGAUAUACACCCCGCGUUGCCUUCGCGUACGCUCAAGCCGACCAUAAUAGCCUGGUAGAAUGUGCUGGCUGGGUGGAAAUACGCGAUGAUAUCAAUAAUGGCACGAGCCCUAUGGGACGCAACAAUGCCAGCGGACCCGGGACUAUGCGUGCUUAUUGCAAGAAUGGUUCCAAACGCCGUGCAGAUUUGAGUAUAGGUCUUCUAAAGGGUGACCGAAUUAUCAACAUUAUGAGCCAAUAUGUUUAUGGCCUGGUGUCGAUCUCAGCAUACGUGACCCGCGAUUACAAGGUCAACGAGAUGAUACACCGCAAAGUUGAGGCUGAUGCCAUAUGGACCCAAAACCUUGAUCAGAUUGACGACAUUACGGGAUGGAAUCUUACAGAGGAUCCCAUCACUGGCAAAUUCUCAAUUGAGCGCACUAGUACUUGGUAA
Molecule: messenger RNA, 600 nt
Organism: Rhizoctonia solani
Lineage: Eukaryota; Fungi; Basidiomycota; Agaricomycetes; Cantharellales; Ceratobasidiaceae
Exons: 8
Coding region: 1-600 (199 amino acids)
Source: RefSeq, a predicted model, not a curated record